Molecule: messenger RNA, 2325 nt
Organism: Artibeus jamaicensis (Jamaican fruit-eating bat)
Lineage: Eukaryota; Metazoa; Chordata; Mammalia; Chiroptera; Phyllostomidae
Gene: TSNAX
Product: translin associated factor X
Exons: 6
Coding region: 180-1052 (290 amino acids)
Cellular component (GO): cytoplasm; nucleus
Molecular function (GO): RNA binding; sequence-specific DNA binding; RNA endonuclease activity
Source: RefSeq, a predicted model, not a curated record
AAGUGUGAGAGGCUGGAGGCAGAGGCUUGAGUGUUUGCGGGCGCGCGCGCUUCCGGUCCUUCCAUCGACGUCGGCUGGAUGCAAAGGGCUCCUGGACAGGCUCUCCCGCCUCUGCCUUACACAUUCCUCCAACUUAGAGGCCUUCUGUCUCAGCUCGGCUUGUUGUAGGCUGGGACGCCAUGAGCAACAAAGAAGGAUCAGGAGGGUUCAGGAAAAGGAAGCAUGACAAUUUCCCACAUAACCAGAGAAGAGAAGGGAAGGAUGUUAAUUCAUCUUCACCUGUGAUGUUGGCCUUCAAAUCAUUUCAGCAGGAACUUGAUGCAAGACAUGAUAAACAUGAGAGACUUGUAAAACUUAGUCGGGAUAUAACUGUAGAAAGUAAGAGGACAAUUUUUCUGCUCCAUAGGAUUACAAGUGCUCCUGACACAGAAGACAUCCUGGCCGAGUCAGAAACGAAGCUGGAUGGUGUCCGACAGAAGAUACUGCAGGUGGCCCAGGAGCUGUCGGGAGAGGACCUGCACCAGUUCCACAGGGCCAUUACUACGGGACUGCAGGAAUAUGUGGAAGCCGUCUCUUUUCAACACUUCAUCAAAACACGAUCACUUAUCAGCAUGGAUGAAAUUAAUAAACAGUUGAUAUUUACAACAGAAGACAGUGGGAAGGAAAACAAGACUCCCUCAUCUGACGCUCUGGGUAAGCAGUUGGACUCCUGGAGCCUGAAAAUCACGCCCGUCGAUUACCUGCUGGGAGUGGCCGACCUAACUGGGGAGCUGAUGCGCAUGUGCAUCAACAGCGUGGGCAAUGGGGACAUCGACACCCCCUUCGAAGUGAGCCAGUUCUUACGUCAGGUGUAUGACGGCUUUUCCUUCAUCGGCAAUACUGGACCUUACGAGGUUUCUAAGAAACUGUACACCUUGAAACAGAGUCUGGCCAAAGUGGAGAAUGCUUGUUAUGCUUUGAAAGUCAGAGGUUCAGAGAUUCCAAAGCAUAUGCUGGCAGAUGUCUUUUCCGUGAAGACAGAAAUGAUUGAUCAAGAAGAGGGUAUUUCUUAGAGGGACAUUACUCAGUUAUUCUCCUAAGAGAGGCCAGUUUGUAAGACUGUUAUUUAGUAUUUCAUUUGACUUUAUUGUGGCUUUUACACAGGAAAAUUUCAGUUUCACUUGUUUUGAAUUAUAUACAACUUGUAUAUAAAAUGACUGAAAUGAAUCAUUUUCUAUGUCUUACUCAUGAAAGUCAACAUAUAUGUUUGUAGAACUUUCAACAUCUGUAGAAAGUUGGCUACAGAUGUUUGCAUAUAUGCCUAUUUGAAUUCUUGCUGGCUGAAUUUCAUCACUGUCAUGUGAACAUGCUUCAGAGCACUUUCUGCCGUAUCUGUUCUGAUAGACUUCGUGUGAGUGUUUGAGUGCCGAUAGUUAGCGGGAGCCAUUUGGAACUGAAGUUGGUAGUUUUGUUAUAUGUGCAAAGGUUUCUUAGUUCUGCAUCUGCACUUCAGCUUUUUGUUUAAAUUUCUUGGUAAUACUGUGUCAAGCCUCCAAAAUAGGCUUAGUCCAUAGAGCAGAAUUAAAAAUGACUAAGUUAUUGGUAUACCUGAAUUUUAUGUGGCAUUGUGGUAGAAAUUGACAUUAUCAUCUGGCUAAUUUAGGCCAUUUUGAAUCUGUUGGGAACAGCCUUCCAGAAAAGUGGACAAAGAUCCAAAGGUUAGUUUCUACAUUUAACUUUGGUUCUUUAUCACAGAAAGUCUGACAGAGAAUUUGAGCUAAUACUGUAAUAUUUCCACUGCUGUUUGAACUAUAUACUUGUACAUAACUAAAAAGCUUUCAGUAAUGAUUAUUUAGUAAUUUUUUGGUUGUCUUUUAGUAACAUUAGGCAUGUUUAGAGACUUUUCCUGUUCUAGCAUCUAUAAGAAAUUACAUUUAAUUACUUUUAAUGAAGUUUUGGAAUUUUUGAAAUACUAAAUCCAAACCUUUAUAGUUGUCCAGUUGUAUUUGUUGAUAGUAUAAAAAGUUGCCAAAGAAAAUUUCUCCUGUACAGUUCAGCAAUAAGACAAACGUCGGUGCAGCUGGGAAUAACAGUGGGUCUCUAGCUGCGGUCGGCAUCAGAUUCGCCUCUGAAAUUAGUUACAGUUUAUUCCCUGUGGUGUGGAACUGACCUGAGCAGACAUUUUCAUUUGGUUUUGUGACUUUUGAGAAUUUAGAGACUGCAUUUUAUUUUUGGAAAUAUUAGUUGCUCUGUUUUUAAGAGCUAAUUCUUUGAAAGUGUAAUUUCCCCCUAAAAAAUUACCUGGAGAAAAAAAAUAGGCAUGCCUAAUAAAAUAGGUCGUUUGUA